AUGGAGAACCCACUUAAUUUACGUUUCUGUACUGUCUGUGCAUCGAACAACAACCGUUCUAUGGAAGCCCAUAAAGUUUUAAAAAAUGCAGGUUAUACGGUUCGAUCGUAUGGUACAGGAUCUGCUGUUAGAUUACCUGGGCCAUCAAUCAAUAAGCCAAACGUAUUCCAGUUUGGAACGCCGUACACUGAGAUCAUGAAAGUUCUUGAAUCACAAGGUAUUAAAGUACAUAAAAAUAAUGGAGUUUUAGAUAUGACUGUACGUAAUAUGCAGAUAAAGAAGGCACCAGAGCGUUGGCCAUAUUAUAACCAACCUCCACAAAAACUACCAGAAGAGGAACACGAGGGGUUCAAGGGUGAGCUAGAUUUUGAAAUAGUGAUCACAUGUGAAGAAAGAUGUUUUGAUAAUGUUGUUGAAGAUUUCCUUACAAGAAAUUACUUUAAUCCAGAUGAAACUAGUAGAAAGGUUCACGUUUUCAAUGUCGAAAUCAGAGAUGAUCAUGAAAAUGCACAAAUUGGUGGACGUGCCAUUCUAGAAUUGGCCAAUUCUCUGAAUGAUUUAUACCGCAAAUCAGUAGCUAAUUCGGAUUUGGAUGAUUCACAUCCAGAAUGCUGGGAGGAUGACAUACCUGAUCUAAUUGCAAAUUGGCAAGCGAAAUAUGGAAAUCUACCACUUCUAUAUAGUUUGUGCUUCCAUUAG
Molecule: messenger RNA, 699 nt
Organism: Pichia kudriavzevii
Lineage: Eukaryota; Fungi; Ascomycota; Pichiomycetes; Pichiales; Pichiaceae
Exons: 1
Coding region: 1-699 (232 amino acids)
Biological process (GO): termination of RNA polymerase II transcription
Cellular component (GO): mRNA cleavage and polyadenylation specificity factor complex; nucleus
Molecular function (GO): RNA polymerase II CTD heptapeptide repeat phosphatase activity
Source: RefSeq, a predicted model, not a curated record